GGCCGGGCGAUGGCGGCGCGGCGGCGGGCGCUCGCUCCCUGAGCCCGGGGCCCGCACGGCGCACCAUGGCCUCGCUGGGGCCGGCGGCCGCGGCGGAGCAGGCGCCGGGGGCCGAGGCGGAGCCGGGCCCGCCGCCGGCGCCGCCCGGGGCGCUGCUGCCGCUGGCGCGGGAGCCGCUCUACAACUGGCAGGCGACCAAGGCGUCGCUGCGGGAGCGCUUCGCCUUCCUCUUCAACUCGGAGCUGCUCAGCGACGUGCGCUUCGUGCUGGGCAAGGCCCGCGCCGCCGCCGGCGCCGCGCCGCGCGCGCCCGCGCAGCGCAUCCCCGCGCACCGCUUCGUGCUGGCGGCCGGCAGCGCCGUCUUCGACGCCAUGUUCAACGGCGGCAUGGCCACCACGUCGGCGGAGAUCGAGCUGCCGGACGUGGAGCCCGCGGCGUUCCUCGCGCUGCUGCGAUUUCUGUAUUCAGAUGAAGUUCAGAUAGGCCCGGAAACAGUGAUGACUACGCUGUACACUGCUAAGAAGUACGCCGUCCCAGCCUUGGAGGCGCACUGCGUGGAGUUUCUCACCAAGCACCUUAGGGCAGACAACGCCUUCAUGUUGCUCACGCAGGCUCGAUUAUUUGAUGAACCUCAGCUUGCUAGUCUCUGUCUAGACACGAUAGACAAGAGCACGGUGGACGCACUCAGUGCAGAGGGGUUCACUGACAUUGAUAUAGACACACUGUGUGCAGUUCUAGAAAGAGACACACUCAGUAUUCGAGAAAGCCGACUUUUUGGAGCUGUUGUGCGCUGGGCAGAAGCAGAAUGUCAAAGACAGCAGUUGCCUGUGACUUUCACCAACAAGCAGAAAGUCCUAGGAAAAGCACUGUCCUUGAUCCGUUUCCCUCUGAUGACGAUUGAGGAGUUUGCAGCGGGCCCCGCUCAGUCUGGGAUCCUGUCGGACCGGGAGGUGGUAACGCUCUUCCUCCACUUCACCGUGAACCCGAAGCCCCGCGUGGGCUACGUGGACCGCCCCCGCUGCUGCCUGCGUGGCAAGGAGUGCUGCGUCAGCAGGUUCCAGCAGGUGGAGAGUCGCUGGGGCUACAGCGGGACCAGCGACCGGAUCAGGUUCACCGUAAACAGAAGAAUCUCCGUGGUCGGGUUUGGCUUGUAUGGGUCUAUUCAUGGUCCCACGGAUUACCAAGUGAACAUACAGAUCAUUGAAUAUGAAAAGAAACAAACCCUGGGACAAAAUGACACCGGAUUUAGUUGUGAUGGGACUGCUAACACCUUCAGGGUCAUGUUCAAAGAACCUAUAGAGAUCCUGCCCAACGUGUGCUACACCGCCUGUGCAACACUCAAAGGUCCAGACUCUCACUACGGCACAAAAGGAUUGAAGAAAGUGGUACACGAGACACCUGCUGCGAACAAGACUGUUUUCUUCUUCUUCAGUUCCCCUGGCAAUAACAAUGGGACCUCCAUCGAAGAUGGGCAGAUACCAGAAAUAAUAUUUUAUACAUAGUGCUAAGUGGUACCAUACAGGCUCAUCUCAAAAGCAUAAAUAACCCACCACAAAAAAAAAAAAAUAGUAUGAGUGUCAUGACUAUUUAUAAUUGUAGGAUAAGAAACAUUUUAGUUUCUUAGAGGAAGUAGAAAAAUGCUGAUUUAAAUCUCUGCAUGAUUUGAAAGCAGAAUUUUCAUUUUCUUAUACCGUAGGGGGAAAGAGAACUGGGGUUAAUUGUAUAAAGAAAAGCACAGAUAGUUCAGCCUUAUCUUGAAUAAUUUCAUAGAUCAGCUGACUCAUGGUCUUUCAAUGGUUUUGAAAUUGAAAGAUAUUUGGUUUAUAUAGCAGAGUUUAAAAAAAAUUGUUUUAACUAUUUUAAAGGUUAGCAAGAUGGGUCAGUAUUCCUACAGAAUUCUUAUUAACUAAUUUCGGAAAGUUAAAAUGGACUUUAUUUUUUGGGUUUUGAAACACCUGGUUGUUAGCAUUUGAAACAACCCUAAACAUAGGUCUAAUAAAUGCCCAAUGCAUUAAAAAUGUCCAGUGCGCUUAGAGAAGGAUGUUUUAUAAUAGCCUAGCGAUGUAUUACAUAGUGCAGUUUUGUAGAUGUGCGUGAGUUUGUAUACUCACAAUAAUGUGAUAUAAAAGAGGACCUCAAUGUGCA
Molecule: messenger RNA, 2145 nt
Organism: Dipodomys spectabilis (banner-tailed kangaroo rat)
Lineage: Eukaryota; Metazoa; Chordata; Mammalia; Rodentia; Heteromyidae
Gene: Btbd1
Product: BTB domain containing 1
Exons: 8
Coding region: 66-1502 (478 amino acids)
Biological process (GO): neurogenesis
Cellular component (GO): P-body; cytosol
Molecular function (GO): protein binding
Source: RefSeq, a predicted model, not a curated record